AUGGACAGAGUUUAUGAAAUUCCUGAGGAGCCAAAUGUAGAUCCAGUUUCAUCUCUGGAGGAAGAUGUCAUCCGUGGGGCCAACCCUCGAUUUACCUUUCCAUUUGGUAUCCUGUUCUCCACCUUUUUGUACUGUGGGGAGGCUGCAUCUGCCUUAUACAUGGUUAGAAUUUAUCGAAAGAAUAAUGAAACCUUCUGGAUGACAUACACCUUUUCCUUCUUUAUGUUUUCAUCCAUUAUGGUCCAGUUGACCCUCAUUUUUGUCCACAGAGAUCUGGCCAAAGACAAACCACUGUCAUUAUUUAUGCAUCUACUCCUCUUGGGACCUGUUAUCAGGUGUUUGGAGGCCAUGAUUAAGUACCUCACACUGUGGAAGAAAGAGGGGCAGGAGGAGCCCUAUGUCAGCCUCACCAGAAAGAAGAUGCUAAUAGAUGGCGAGGAGGUGCUGAUAGAAUGGGAGGUGGGCCACUCCAUCCGGACCCUGGCUAUGCAUCGCAAUGCCUACAAACGUAUGUCACAGAUCCAAGCCUUCCUGGGCUCAGUGCCCCAGCUGACCUAUCAGCUCUAUGUGACCCUGAUCUCUGCAGAGGUCCCCCUGGGUAGAGCUGUGCUAAUGGUCUUUUCCCUGAUGUCUGUAACCUAUGGGGCUACCCUCUGCAAUAUGUUGGCUAUCCAGAUCAAGUAUGAUGACUACAAGAUUCGCCUUGGGCCACUAGAAGUCCUUUGCAUCACCAUCUGGAGGACGUUGGAGAUCACUUCCCGCCUCAUGAUUCUGGUGCUCUUCUCAGCUACCUUGAAGUUGAAGGCUGUGCCCUUCUUAGUGCUCAACUUCCUGAUCAUCCUUUUUGAGCCUUGGGUUAGGUUCUGGAGGAGUGGUGCCCAGAUGCCCAAUAAUAUUGAGAAAAAUUUCAGCCGUGUUGGCACCCUGGUGGUGCUGAUUUCAGUCACCAUCCUCUAUGCUGGCAUUAACUUCUCUUGCUGGUCAGCUUUGCAGUUGAGGUUGGCAGACAGAGAUCUUGUUGACAAAGGUCAAAACUGGGGACAUAUGGGCCUGCACUAUAGUGCGAGGUUGGUAGAGAAUGUGAUCAUGGUCUUGGUUUUUAAGUUUUGGGGAGUCAAAGUAUUGCUGAAUUACUGUCAUUCCUUGAUUGCCCUGCAGCUUAUUAUUGCUUAUCUGAUUUCCAUUGGUUUCAUGCUACUUUUCUUCCAGUACUUGCACCCAUUGCGCUCACUCUUCACCCAUAACGUAGUAGACUACCUCCACUGUGUCUGCUGCCAUCGGCACCAUCAGCGAAGGGCUGAGAACUCAGAGCCAAGCUUUGAGACUGAAACAAGACAAAGCAUUGUCUGAUUCUAUCUUCUGAGUAUCAUGGGAUGGUUUGGGAGUUGCCAAGAUCAACUCUGAAAUUGAAGGAGAGGGUGAGGCUCAUGGAUGAGUACUCAACAGAACAUUUUCUUGAGUAUUCUGGUAAGUCUAUCAGAAGAGUGACCCCCAAAUAGGUUUUACUUCUUGGAGAUUUACUGCUAUGUUUGGAAACCAGGAGUGGAACAGUCAGAAAUAUUGUUCACACCCCUUCUACCCAGGUCAGUUGAGAUAACUGACCUCUAAGCACCUUAGGCUCUCUGUGACUUUGCAGGUCUGUUUGUUUGCUUGGGGCAAAAGAGUUUGCCCAAAAGGUGCUGAAGACUCAGAAUCUCACUAGAAUAUAUCCUGCUAAACAGAGUAUGUGGCAGCUUACUAGAUAUGGGUAUCUCUCAGGAAACCCUCUGACUAUUGUGGAACCUACAGAUAUGAGUGUGACUAGAUUCUUUUAACUCCAAUGAGAAGCUCUGACCAAGAAGAAAAAAGCCCCACCGUUAAAAGAGCUGCUCCCCAGAUGUAUUAUAUCUCUAUUAGGAUUUUACUAAUGGCCAUUCACAGGUCAUUUGCAGUGGCCUUUCAUAGGUACACCUUGAGGAGGGAGUGCAGGGUAGGGUUCCUUCAGGGUGUAAGCCAGAAUGACUCUUUUCUUAGGAACCUGCAUGGGCAUCCAGUUGUCAAGUGGAAUGGUUACUUAUUGCCUCAUUAGCAGGGAUUCCCUCUAACCCAGCUAUUCUGUGCUCUUGUCAUUUUACUAUUUGAUGUAGGCCUCAGGGAAUCUGAAAUGUAAUUGAAACUGUUUCUGUAUAUGAAAGAAAUGAAGACUUCUUUGUGUC
Urocitellus parryii (Arctic ground squirrel) is the source of this 2195-nucleotide messenger RNA. RefSeq names its product XK related X-linked (gene Xkrx). NCBI's taxonomy places the organism in Eukaryota, Metazoa, Chordata, Mammalia, Rodentia, Sciuridae. The record is from RefSeq and is a predicted model, not a curated record. Gene Ontology annotation, cellular component: membrane.